Effrenium voratum is the source of this 309-nucleotide messenger RNA. NCBI's taxonomy places the organism in Eukaryota, Dinophyceae, Suessiales, Symbiodiniaceae. The record is from the annotation of a GenBank genome assembly.
AUGGUUGACUUCUGUGUGACCGAAUCGCCCCGGCCGAAGCCGGUACGCUGCCUGGACCUCACGCAGCUGCGCCGGGUGACGCGCACGCAGGUGAAGUUCCCGUACUCCACCCGCAUCCUGCUUCAGUUCAACCCGGACUACACCGACUACCAGCUGGAGCUCAGAUCCGAGCGCGAGAUCGAGAUCUUGGAGUGGUACAAGAUCUUGAUCCGCUUCACCAUGGAGUCCUGUGAGCUUCAGGUGGACCGCGACCCCGCGGUCGUGCAGCCUGGCCUGGAAAGCGAGACCGAAGCGCCGGACCGCAUGUGA